Messenger RNA from Alosa sapidissima (American shad), 1759 nucleotides. It is a transcript of the gene mtfmt, whose product is annotated as mitochondrial methionyl-tRNA formyltransferase. The record is from RefSeq and is a predicted model, not a curated record. Lineage: Eukaryota; Metazoa; Chordata; Actinopteri; Clupeiformes; Clupeidae. The transcript has 9 exons. Gene Ontology annotation, cellular component: mitochondrion. Gene Ontology annotation, molecular function: methionyl-tRNA formyltransferase activity. The coding region runs from base 368 to 1552 and encodes 394 amino acids. Gene Ontology annotation, biological process: conversion of methionyl-tRNA to N-formyl-methionyl-tRNA; biosynthetic process.
GAGUGGAGGGACUUGCCUAAAAGGACUUUGACUGGGCCUACAUAGGAACGAUUUACAUCACAACUUUUGAAGCGAGACCUUUUAGGUGCGGACCGGAAGUCUGUCAUGUGUCAUUAGAAAACAUGGCGGCGUCCUUUGGAAGGUGGUGCCGAACUUAAACCUCUUACAUUAACUGUAUAUUUUGAGUUUUUGUGCUGCACAACGUUGCCUUAAUUGAUGUAAAAACAAAGGAAUGUUAUGGAUUCGUAACGACGUUUUGACGAGUCACACCGUGACGGUAAAUUUAGCUGAUUUUUCUGUGGACAUGUCAGAUAAAGUCAGGCUUGCCUGAGAUGGCAGCCAGUGCACUUCAUUUUAUUACGGCAAAAUGUGGACUUUGAAUUAUUUUAACGUUAGGGCGAGUGGGCUUAGGAUAUUGUAUGCCUUUUGCAGUCAUUCUUACAAGAGAGAUUUCAAACCUUGUGCCCGAAGACUUCGUGACAGCAGCCACCCAUUACAAUGCAACUACACACACACAACUUCAAAACCUCCAUGGAGAGUACUAUUCUUCGGAAGCGACGAUUUCGCGGUGGAAUCUUUAAAACUUCUCCACGCUUCAAGCUUAGAGUCAAAGGAGAGGGUUGUGGACACGCUGGAAGUUGUGACUUUGUCAGAUUCCGUUCCAGUGUGGAGAUAUGCCCACAAACACCAACUCAAAGUUCACGACUGGCCCAAUGUGGAUGUCCAUGGACGAUUUGACGUCGGAGUUGUGGUGUCAUUCGGAUGCUUGCUGAAAGAGAAACUGAUCAAGCAGUUGCCACAUGGGAUCCUGAACGUGCACCCCAGUCUGCUGCCUCGCUGGAGGGGUCCAGCCCCCGUCUUCCACACCGUCCUACAGGGAGACACUCUGACCGGAGUCUCUAUUAUGCAGAUCCGACCCCUCAGGUUUGAUGUGGGCCCCAUCCUACAGCAGGAGGUGUGUGAGGUGCCGCCCCGCUGCACAGCUGAUGAGCUGGGACAGACGCUAGCUGCUAUGGGGGCCAGAAUGUUAAUGGAUACACUGAAGAACCUUCCAGAGAGAAUCUCUAAUAGGAAAGAGCAAGCUAAGGAAGGUGCAACAUUUGCCCCUAAGAUCAGUGUAUCCAUGAGCUGGCUGGUGUGGGAGGAUCAGACGUGUGUCCAGAUCGACCGCUUGUACCGGGCUAUCGGCUCAAGGAUUCCAUUAAGAACCCUCUGGAUGGGAAAGACUGUGAAGCUGUUGGACUUUGUUGGACAGUGCAAUAUCUCCCUAACAGGGUUCCAGUGUUCAGUCCCCGGCUCCAUAUGUUUUCAGAAGGAAACCAACACCCUGGCGGUGCGUUGUAAGGACGGCUGGGUGGGGUUUCAGACAGUGAAGCUGAAGAAGUGUUUGUCCGCGGCGGACUUCUACAAUGGCUAUCUGCACCAGAGCUUCCUCAGGAGGUCACUGGACGCCACGGACUGUGUGUUCCAGAGCGUCAGAGACAGAGACACAGGAGCCUUUAACUCCCACCACAAAGACUCUUUUCUCCUGGGCAAGACCAGUGCCCACUGAACACUCAAUAGAGACUUGCCGUUUAACUUAAUCAGAUGCACCCAGUGAGCAUUCUGCAGAGACUUGCCAUUUAACUUAAUCAGAUGCACCCAGAUCCAUUCAUAGUAUCCUUUGGUUUGUCUGUUUUAAGACAAAUUGUUGAUGUGUACAUUUGAUUUGCCAUGGGACUGUGAUGGCACAAGUUGUCAUUAAACAGAUAUAAAGGUA